This is a messenger RNA of Didymodactylos carnosus, 297 nucleotides long. The record is from the annotation of a GenBank genome assembly. Lineage: Eukaryota; Metazoa; Rotifera; Eurotatoria; Philodinida; Philodinidae.
AUGAAUGUGGGUCCUGCUCUUAUUAAUAAAAAAGUUAUUGGUGUUGAGCCGACAAAAGAUGGAAAAGGUGUUGUGUUUACAACAGCCAAAACAAAAUAUCGUCAAAAACCAGCUAAAUCAAUUCGAAAAAUAACACUAAAAAAAGAUUCUCGACGUGUAUUGACAACAAUUCGUCGUACAAUCCGAAAUCAACGUUACCGUAAAGACCUCAAAAUGGCUGCCCUUCGUCGUGCUAGCGCACUUCUGCGUGGUCAAAAACCAGUUAUUGCCAGUAAACGUGUAACGAAAACAACAUAA